AUGAAGCUACCAUUUCCCACCAUUUUUCUCAUCUUCAUCUUCAUCAUCUCUAUUCUCUCUUCCUCCACACGCGCCCUGUCUUCCACCGUCGGUGUUGACUCCAUCUCCCAACUUCUUCAAAUCCAAGACCGCGAGAGGGCUCCCCCUUCCGUUCAGGAAGCCGCCGCUCGCGGCGUCCUCCUCCGGUUGCUCCCUUCCCAUUCCGCCAGCUUCCACUUCCGAAUCGUUUCCAAGAAGCAAUGUGGUGGCGAAUAUUGUUUCAUGAUCAAAAACCAUCCUUCUUUCGCAGCACAAGGGGAUCCUCAAAUUCUAAUUGAAGGGGCAACUGGAGUGGAUAUUGUGGCUGGUCUGCACUGGUAUCUGAAGCACUUGUGUGGUUCACAUAUAUCUUGGGACAAAACCGGUGGCUCGCAACUGUUUUCAGUACCGAAUGCGGGGUUUCUUCCGCGUGUUCACGACGCUGGAAUCUCGGUUCAGAGGCCUAUUCCGUGGAGCUAUUACCAAAAUGCUGUUACGUCUAGCUAUUCUUUUGCUUGGUGGGACUGGAAAAGAUGGGAAAAGGAAAUUGACUGGAUGGCUCUGCAGGGUGUCAACUUGCCACUUGCAUUUACAGGACAAGAAGCUAUCUGGCAGAAAGUGUUCCAGAAAUUUAACAUGAGCAUUUCUGAUUUGGAUGAUUUCUUUGGAGGCCCAGCGUUUCUUGCAUGGUCACGAAUGGGAAAUUUGCAUGGAUGGGGUGGACCACUGCCACAGAGCUGGUUUGAUCAACAACUAAUCUUACAGAAGAAAAUUCUUGCCAGAAUGUAUGAGCUUGGAAUGACACCUGUCCUGCCAGGUUUUUCUGGAAAUGUCCCUGCUGCACUGAAAUAUAUAUUUCCAUCAGCAAAAAUAACACGCUUGGGAAAUUGGUUUUCUGUUAAGAAUGACCUCAGAUGGAGCUGCACUUAUCUUCUUGAUGCAACUGAUCCCCUGUUCAUUGAGAUCGGGAAAGCAUUUGUUGAGCAACAAAUUCAAGAGUAUGGAAGAACCAGCCACAUAUACAACUGCGACACUUUUGAUGAGAACACCCCGCCCAUUGAUGAUCCAGAGUACAUUUCAUCAUUAGGUGCAGCAAUCUUUAAAGGAAUGCAGAGCGGUGAUGAUGAUGCUGUUUGGCUGAUGCAGGGAUGGCUAUUUUCAUAUGAUCCGUUCUGGAGACCUCCUCAAAUGAAGGCCCUUUUACAUUCAGUCCCUGUCGGAAAGUUGGUGGUUCUUGACCUGUUUGCCGAAGUAAAACCCAUAUGGAUUACCUCAGAGCAAUUUUAUGGAGUUCCCUACAUCUGGUGUAUGCUGCACAAUUUUGCAGGAAACGUUGAGAUGUAUGGGAUAUUAGAUGCGAUAGCAUCUGGGCCAAUCGAAGCACGUAAAAGUGUUAACUCAACAAUGGUUGGAGUUGGAAUGUCGAUGGAAGGUAUAGAACAGAAUCCCAUUGUGUAUGAUCUGAUGUCUGAAAUGGCAUUUCUACACAAGAAAAUUGAUGUUAAGGUGUGGGUUGAUCUGUAUUCAACUAGACGAUAUGGAAGAUCAGUUCCUUUAAUACAAGAGGGAUGGAAUGUCUUAUAUCACACCAUUUACAAUUGCACUGAUGGAGCUUAUGAUAAAAACAGAGAUGUCAUUGUAGCAUUCCCAGAUGUUGACCCUUCCUUAAUUUCAGCACAGCAUGAACAGUCUCGCCACUAUAGCAAGCCUUUCUCAAGAACAAUUAUCACGGAAAUAACUGAUUCAUUUGACCGACCUCAUUUAUGGUAUUCAACUUCUGAAGUAAUUCAUGCAUUGGAGCUAUUCAUAGCUAGUGGAAAUGAACUUUCAAGAAGUGAUACUUAUAGGUAUGACGUUGUUGAUCUUACUAGACAAGUCUUAGCAAAAUAUGCAAAUCAGUUGUUCUUUAAGGUCAUAGAGGCAUACCAAUCACAUGAUGUCCAUGGAAUGACUCUCCUCUGCGAGAAAUUUCUGGACCUAGUGGAAGAUUUGGACGCACUGUUGGCUUGCCAUGAUGGAUUUCUUCUGGGACCUUGGUUAGAAAGUGCAAAGCAGCUAGCUCAAAAUGAAGAACAGGAGAGACAGUUUGAGUGGAAUGCUAGAACACAAAUAACCAUGUGGUUUGACAACACAGAGGAGGAAGCCAGCCUGCUUCGUGACUAUGGAAACAAGUACUGGACCGGGCUUCUACAUGAUUACUAUGGUCCUAGAGCUGCUAUUUAUUUUAAAUAUUUAAGGGAAAGCUUAGAGAGUGGUGAGGAUUUCAAGCUAAAGGAAUGGAGGAGGGAUUGGAUAAAGCUUACCAAUGAUUGGCAAAGCCGUAGGAAUAUAUUUCCACUAGAAAGUAGAGGAGAUGCCCUGAACACUUCUCGGUGGCUCUUCAACAAAUACCUGAACUUGAGCAAUCCUGAGACGAAGCUUACGCUGGAGUACUGGACUGAACGCAAAUCAGUGAAUUUUCAAUGAACUAUACUUAAAUGUACAUGAAACCAAGACCAUUUUACUUCUCUUUGGAUUUUCUUUUUCCACACUCUGAUGCCAUUUUUCUUUUACAGAAUUCCUUUGCCGAUGUGAAAAGGAAACUAUGCAUUUCACUUUCCAGUUCGUGCAAAAUAUAAACUGUGCAAAUUUGCCAGGUGUUUCCUGUAUGUUCAGGGGAACAUAACACAUGCAUUAUGAACUUGGAAGACAGCUUUUUUCUUAUUGAUGGGAAUAA
Gastrolobium bilobum is the source of this 2734-nucleotide messenger RNA. Its product is annotated as alpha-N-acetylglucosaminidase-like. Lineage: Eukaryota; Viridiplantae; Streptophyta; Magnoliopsida; Fabales; Fabaceae. The transcript has 19 exons. The coding region runs from base 1 to 2484 and encodes 827 amino acids. The record is from RefSeq and is a predicted model, not a curated record.